ACUAGAGAAACAAAAAAUCAAGAUGGCUAAAUCAAAUUACUCGGUUAAUGUAGUGGCAUUCUUUCUCGUUCUCACCCUUCUUAUAAGCAAUGACAUCGUAAAAGUAAAUGGUGACAAUCCUGCUGAUGAAUCCGAAACACCACUUGAAUUUCCUCGAAAGCUAUUAGAAACCAAUCAUCUUUGUGGAUGGUUUAUACAUUUACACUUUAGUCGGACAAGAUGCUUGUCUUUCUUCGGUGAUAGAAGGUGUCGUGCAAGCUGCAGAAGCUCUGGAGCAGUUACAGGGGAGUGCAAAUGGCGUGCACUAGGUUGUUCAUGUUACUUUGGAAGUUGUUGAUCUGAUCCUAUAUUGCCCUUAAAAAAGUACUACCUUCGUUUCAGAAAGUACUUUACGCUUUGAAAAAUGUGUCCAAAUUAUAAAAACUUUGACCGUAAAUUCUCAUCAUUAUAUACAUCAAAAAGUUAAAUGUAAGAUCUUGUUAGAUUGGUCUCGGGAUGUAUUUUCAUAAUAUCAAAUUUUUAUAGAUUUUUCACAUACGAAAUAGGAUAUAUUAGUAGUUAAAUAUUGCAUUGGAGUCCGUGCAAAUAGUAACUGUAAAGAUCUUUUUGAAACGGAGGUAGUAUGUAAUAUAUAAUAUAAAAUAUAGGCAAAUUUGUUAAAAAUGAUCUUUGAUAAUCCAAAUUUUGCGAGAAAGGACCUUAUAUAAUUUUUUUUGUGAAAUAACAACUUAAUGUAAAUUUUUUUGCGAGAAAGAACCUUAUAUAAUUUUUUUUUUGUGAAAUCACACCUUAAUGAAAUUUUUUUUUUUGCGAAAGACAACCAAAAGUAAAUUUUCGGCAUUGACUGAGCUUUUUCGGCCAUUGACUUGCACGUGAGAAGCACGUGUGACUUUAUUUUGAUAAUCAUACCCAAUUUUCCUCCAAAAUUCUAAGCUUUAAAACCUAAAGUUGAAAAAAAAAUCGAAAUAAAAUCAAGUUUGAAAAUUCAAGACUCGGGAAAAUCAAUGUCUUUAGCCAACGUAAGCCACGCGUGCUGCUCACGUGCAAGUCAAUGGUCGGAAAAGCUCAGUUAAUGCUGGAAACUUCCCUUAGGUCCUUUCUCGCAAAAAAAAUUACUUUAAGGUGUGUUUUCACAAAAAAAAUUAUAUAAGGUCCUUUCUCGCAAAAUUUGAGUUAUAAAAGGUCCUUUUUGACAAAUUUUCCUAAAAUAUAUAAUACAAAGUAUGAAUAAUUGGUGUGUUGUGGUUGUGUGUAGAGUGUGUGUGCUCCUUAAUUAUUUGUACAUGUACAAAUAAAGAUGUAAGAACAUGUGGUAGGUAUAUACUACAUAUAUAUGUCCUCCAUUGUGAAAUGAAAAAGUUGUG
Messenger RNA from Spinacia oleracea (spinach), 1364 nucleotides. RefSeq lists its product as uncharacterized. The record is from RefSeq and is a predicted model, not a curated record. NCBI's taxonomy places the organism in Eukaryota, Viridiplantae, Streptophyta, Magnoliopsida, Caryophyllales, Amaranthaceae. Bases 23 to 337 code for a protein of 104 amino acids. The transcript is spliced from 2 exons.